Molecule: messenger RNA, 3284 nt
Organism: Cheilinus undulatus (humphead wrasse)
Lineage: Eukaryota; Metazoa; Chordata; Actinopteri; Labriformes; Labridae
Exons: 8
Coding region: 46-1059 (337 amino acids)
Source: RefSeq, a predicted model, not a curated record
GGAGAAUGAUCUUUUGUCACUUCACUUUGUUACAAAACACAUAAAAUGACUCAUUUUCAUCCUCAUUGUCUCUUCAUAUCAGUUCUGUUUGUUGUGGUAUCAGCCUGCAGAGCUGGUUUGCCAGUGUUUGAGGCUCUGACUGCCACUCAACAAGAAGAAGUUGCUCUCCCCUGCUCUGAUCCACACUUGACAAAUCCAAACAACUCCUCCAGAAUAAGAUGGACAAAGCUUGGCAGUAAUGGCCAGAGGGAUGUUAUUCUUGUCAGGCCUAAAUCAUCAAACAUCCAGGAUGCCGAGAGAGCCAAAUGGAAAACUGAUGGUCGAGGACAAAUGUCUCUUUACCUGACAAACCUACAGAUGUCUGAUAAAGGAGUGUACAUCUGUGAAAUCUGUCAAGGAUGGGACUGUUCACCUGUCAAAAACAUAACUUUGAUAAUAAAAGAGUGCAAAGCCCUGCAGGCUGUGAGCGCAACACCUGGAGCAUCUGUAAACCUGUCCUGCUCAGAAAACGUGACAUCAGGGCAACAAAGAUCCCUGAACAUCUCAUGGGUAAUGUCAAAAGGAAUGAACAUUGUUAAUAUUACAUCUGCAACAGCUGAAAUGAAUGGCUCAUCAUUAACUAUCCGGUCUGUGAGAGACAGUGACAGUGGUUGGUACAGAUGUAAUUACAUGCUUGGACAAAAUCAUCGCUGCAAUGAAAUCAGACUUCAAGUUGGAAACAUUGUUGUGGCCACACCAUCACAAUCACCAGCACAACUUACCCAGCUAACCACUAAGACUAUUUUGGAACCCAGCACGGACGAGGGCAAUGGAGCAGUUAUUGCAGCUAUUGUUUGCUCGGUCAUUAUUGGGAUUGCCAUAAUAGCUACUCUGAUACUAAUCAUGUACUGCAGACUUAACAACACCCAGAGAGCUGCUCAGUACACAUGUCGGCACCUUGAAGAGCCAGAUGCUGCCUAUGAGACUGUGGCUUUUACACCUGCAAAUGAUCUACCAAAUGAACGAGUCAACAGCCUUUACAGUAACCAGGAUGAAAACUUGUGUACUUUCCAUUAUUAGUACCUCUCUGUGGAAGACAAUGAAGAUUCUCUGGGAUUUACUGUUUCAUCAACUGUAUUUUGCCUGCAAAUUCCCUUCAUAUGUUUUCAUAUUAAGGAAUAUAGACAAAUGCUGCUUUUUCACCAUUGACAAUCAUUCAUGCCUCCAGUUGGGCCUAUCAUCCAGCAGUGUCCUCCUGAAACCCAAGCUUUUAUUUAGAAUGCAUUUUUAGUUUCUCCUAUUUAUUUGGGAUAAUUUGGACCUGCUAAGUAUAAAACCUACUUCUUGUAUUUUAACAGGAAGUAGUUUUCACCCAAAAGUGCCUGAACAUGAGGACAGUAGACUUAUCAACAAAACCAAAUUAUCAUUUCUUUUCUUGUUCGAAGGCAUCUCAGUGAGACUUUCGGAAAAAGCGUAAAGAUUUAAACCUGGAAGUUUAAUCCGGUUUUAUUUUGAAAGUUUUAGCGUGUAUUUCCAUUCUGACAGAUGCAGCGUCCCACCAUUGGUCAGGAUCAAACAAUACUGGAUGGCAACCAACUUUUUAAGACAGAAUCAGGACAAAGCAGAGAUUCCAUUUGUGGGUCAAAAGAAUCUGACCAGUUCUUUCUUUUCUUACACCUCUGUCAAUAAAUCAUGUGGGUGUAAUUCGAGAUGCAGAUCUCAGUUUUCAAAAACAUGGAGCAAACAUUUUAAAGACAGCCCUCUUUCAUCUUGGAACAAUUUUAAUUGUCCUUACUUAACUUGACUACUGCAAUGCCCUUUUUUGCUGAUUAUUUUGACCCACUUAUCCUACAGCUUAUUCUAAAUGCUGCAAGUGUCUAAACUAACACCAAAAGUUCUGUGUGUAUUCUUAUGUUAUAGCUUCUCUUGAUUCUAAAAUACUACUUGAUUCCCGAACAAGUUUAUGUUAGGGCUAGGUUUGUGAAGAUUAUCAAGCCAAAGGCAAACAUCUGCCAUUAACACUGGUAGAUGUUAAUGACCAUUAUUUUAUAAUCAUAACAAGUUGCAGUAAUAAAUCUGAUUUUUCAAAUCCUGAAUCCAGGUCACACUGUGAAAAAAAUGAGUAAAAUCCAAAAAACAGUACAGGUUUGAAAUGUGGUCAAAAUAGGACUGGUAAAUUGGUAUAUCCUUUAUUAUAAGGCCAUACUAUUUGGACCAAAAUAAAGAAAUUACCUGGGAAUUAUCAAGCAGCUUUUAUGAAAAACAGUCAUCUUAAAAAUGACCUAAUAACUGGAGAAUUUCCACAAUAUUAUGAGGUAUUACUUGAUAAUUAAUACAUUAUUAGGUUAAAAACUUACUUAAUAAAGUCCAAGUUAUAACUAGGUAACUACCACUUUAUUAUUGAGAAAUACUAAAGAAUUAUACUCAUUGCUGUAAAAUUACCAUGUAAUUACUCUAAAAUGAAAUGGUAUUUACAAGGUAAUAAGGGCCCACUAAAAAAGUGUCACCAAAGUUUAUUAUGAAAUAAAAAGAUAGAUAAAAUGGUUUCCAAAAUUCACUGUAUUGAUCUAUUGAUAUAGUUUGCUUUGAUUAAAUAUUUGUUGACAUAUAUCGUCCAUCAAAACUACAUUUUCAUUUUACAUUUGCCCUAUCUUCUCAAAACAUAACAAAACAGCUUUUGCUGAUUUGACGGGCUGACUUGACAGGAAACACCUGCAGCUGCUCUGUUUAUAGGUGUAAAAGGCUCAUUUCACACUGAUGUAUCUGUCCCCACACUAAGAUCUAAAAUUGUCUCAUUGCAUCGUGAAUCUUUUUUCUGCACUGGACUUAAGUCUUAUCUCUGACGAAGCACAUAGCCAAUCAAACUUUAGAAUAAUAGGGUAACUAUUGGGAGUCUUGCCUAAAAUCCAGAUCAGCUUGUGGUGAAUUCUUUACCACAUGAAGGUAUGCUGAAACAGAAUCAUCUUUUAAACGCAGAAUAAAGCAUAUUACAGGCUGAGGCUUAAUCUUCAGUGGGUAAAUCUUGCCCUUUAUUUUGGAAUUUCCAUCCCUAUUUAGGUUUUCAUUCCUACUCCUUUGUUGCUAUCUAAUUUCCUUGUGUGUUUUCAUUGUAUAUGAUUUUUGUCUACUUUUAUUUUGAAGCUAAUAUGCUUGUUUGAGGAAAUAUGCAGUAUAAAUAAACUUGACUGUAAAAAAAGCAUGUCUGACUGAUAAAUGAUAAUGAUUGAAAAGUCAUAAGCUUUGUUCAGCUUUUCUGUCUGUUACAAGAAAAUAUCACCUCAAAAAGACACCAUGUCAAGGUAAAA